AUGGAUAACGUACAUUUAAAAAAUUUAAUUGAUGAUUUAGUAUUUAAUCAAAAUUUUCUUAAUUAUUAUGAUUUAAAAGCAUAUCUCCAAAAAUAUGAUAACAAUAUAACGGGUGAUGAUAUGGAUUAUUAUUAUCCAUAUUAUAAAAAUGAAAUUUUGAAAUAUCAUGAUAAAAUAAUUUCUAAAAUUAAAGACAAAAUUAAAAAUAAUGAAUAUAUAAAGGGAAAAACUAAAUCACAACUUAAACAAUUGAAAGAUUUCAAAAAUAAAGUAUUAACAGAAGAAGAUAUUGAUGAAUUAUAUAAUUUAUAUAAUCCUGAGCCACAAAAACCAAAGCCAAAGGAACAAAAACAAAAGGAACAAAACACCCAGGUCCUUCAGACCAUAAAUGAUGCACAAGCUUUAAUUUAUGAUUCAUUAGUUAAACCAUAUUCAGCCCGACUUUUAAAUGAAGAUCAACUUUUGGAAUUCAUCCUUCAACAUAAACUCGAAGCGGGAAAGUAUAUCAAACCUUUAUAUACAGCAUAUUUAAAACAAAUGAAUAGAAUACAUCCAGAAUUAAUGAAGGAAGGAAUGAAAUCCAAAAUCAAAGCAGAUAAAAUUAAACCACCUGCAACACCAAAACCUCCAACGACGGUACCGCCUCCUCCUUCAGUUAAUCCCUCAUCAUUCACUUUAUUAUAUCCAUUUCAAACAUUUAAGAAGCAAAAAGAUUUUAAAAAGGAUUUCAAGAUAUUAA
Trichomonas vaginalis G3 is the source of this 739-nucleotide messenger RNA. RefSeq lists its product as uncharacterized. The record is from RefSeq and is a predicted model, not a curated record. The annotation marks the transcript as partial. The transcript has a single exon. Lineage: Eukaryota; Parabasalia; Trichomonadida; Trichomonadidae.